This is a messenger RNA of Drosophila takahashii, 1690 nucleotides long. RefSeq names its product Ki-ras-induced actin-interacting protein-IP3R-interacting domain olf186-M (gene olf186-M). Gene Ontology annotation, molecular function: signaling receptor binding. The record is from RefSeq and is a predicted model, not a curated record. NCBI's taxonomy places the organism in Eukaryota, Metazoa, Arthropoda, Insecta, Diptera, Drosophilidae.
UUUUGAAGAUCACUCGUUGCGAAGCGGACGCCCAGCAAAGCGGAAAGAGAAAGCUAAAAUAUUAUUCAAAAUAAUAAAAAAAAAACCUUACCAACUCGAACUCCAUUCCGAACUCUGUAAUUUACCACAUUUGUGUACUUAAGACGUGAAUAAAUACAGAAAUCGAGCAAACAAAGCUGGUCGUCCACACAAAACAAAGUUACACUUCCCAUCGUAUAACCCAAUAUCAAUGUCAAGCGAUCGUGAAAACACUCGAUCGUUCCAAAUCCGGGGUCAGAAGCUCUCCGGCUGAUUAACACUCCGCAUCUCCGCAUUCGCCGAUCGAAAUAAAUAAACAAAAACAGGCAGCAAACACACAAAUACGGCAAAUACUACAAAUACGAGCUAUAAGCUAAGAAAUUAACAGAAACGCGCGGAAUAUAGAAAAACACGUUUCCACAAAAAAGGUGCUCGCACAACAACAAAUUAACCAAAUAACAAAUAACACAAAUUGCUGUCGUUUUUCGUUAUUUGUUAUUGAAAACACGCGCACACGCAUUCGAAAUAAAAGGCCCUGAUUCUGGCCAUUACCAAAUAUGUCCAAAAGCUGAGCUUGAAUCGAGAUCGCGGCGGCGUUUGUCGACUUGAGCUUGUAACCCGAGCAGCCGUGACCGCAGAGAAGUCACCUCAAAGAUACUAGAUACAGAUAUUACAACACAAAACGCCAUGGAGCGUUCGCACAGCUGUAGCAAUUUCGAGGGCCGAACGGGGGGAGGGGGAGUCAAGGUCAUCGAUGGCUGCGCCGAGCAGUUGACGCGCGGCAGCAGCGAUCACCUGCCCAGCGCCCACUUUCCGCCCAACAAGCCGCUGCGCAGGCGCAGAAAACUCCAGCGACAGCAGUCGGCGGUGGAUGUGGAUGACAUGGAAUAUGCCGCCGAUCUGGAGGAGAAUGCCGAUCCGGAUGUGGAGAAUAUAAGGCCAGCGGUGGCCCUGCCCUUGCGACACAUUAUAUCAUCAUCUUCCUCCAGUUCCCGCUGCCUGCGCCACGAAGAAUCCUUCGAGUCCUCGAGCACAGCUCCCGAAUUGAGUCCCCAGGCUCAGAGGCAGCAGCGAUUUAGUAGUUUACUCCUGCGAGACAGCUCUGUAUCCGUACAAUCCGAUUCGAGUCGGUACUCCAGUGUGGACAGCUUGCUGGAGGCCCGCAAACCCGAUCCCGAGGCCAUACUCAUCAACCUGGGCUUCGGACCCCUCAGCUCCGAGGAUAUGCUGUCCCGGAUACCGCGCAGAUUCCUGAAGCCAUCCCAAGUUCCCGGCAUCGAUACCGAUGCCUUUGUGCAAAGACUGACUUUGGCCCGAUCGCUGGCCGACUCGAGUGUCCUCGGAUAUAGGGGUCUUACGGGGAAUCCCGACAUGCCGCCCUCGUCCAUUGUGGCCAGCAUUAUGAAGCGCUUCGAGGUCAACCAUCAUCGCAAGAACUCCAUGGGCUCCAUCAAGCCCACCAUACAAUAAGUCAGCCAUAGUCCAUAGGUUAAAUCAGCCGAAUUGAGGACAUUUUCGUAACGUUAGUUGUUGCCAAGUUGCCCUGUGAUCGUCUUGUCUUGUCCAUUAGUCCACUUAAGUGCCGCGUACUUAGCUGUGUAUCUGUAUUAUUGUACCAAUACAUUAAUUAUUAAUUUUUUAAGUAUGAAUUAAAGAUGAUAUUUUAUGUUAA